UCUCUCUAUUCUUUCUCACCGUCAGAGCUGCAACUGAAUUUACCUUUUUUUUUUUAAAUACUUUGCGAGAAGAUGUCAGGAAGAGGGAAAGGAGGAAAGGGAUUGGGAAAGGGAGGAGCCAAGAGGCACAGGAAGGUGCUGAGGGAUAACAUCCAAGGUAUCACCAAGCCUGCUAUCCGUCGUCUUGCUCGCCGAGGUGGAGUCAAGCGUAUAAGCGGUCUGAUCUACGAGGAGACAAGAGGAGUCCUCAAGAUCUUCCUCGAGAAUGUCAUCCGCGACGCCGUCACCUACACCGAGCACGCCAGGAGGAAAACCGUCACCGCCAUGGAUGUGGUCUAUGCGUUGAAGAGGCAGGGACGCACUCUCUACGGUUUCGGCGGUUAAAUUGAAUCGACGGAGUUGGGGAUUAGGGUUUGAAAAUUUGGGGAUCUGAAAAUUUCUUUGUUUCUGAUUUAGCUGAAGUAAAUCCACGACUAUUGUGUAUCGUUUUAUGCUAUGUUGUUAGCCAACGUUAUGUUAAAUGAAUCUUAUCAAAACUUAUGAUGAGAAUUUCUAAUUAGAAUGUUUUAUAUUGAAAUCA
Messenger RNA from Raphanus sativus (radish), 580 nucleotides. RefSeq names its product histone H4. NCBI's taxonomy places the organism in Eukaryota, Viridiplantae, Streptophyta, Magnoliopsida, Brassicales, Brassicaceae. Gene Ontology annotation, molecular function: DNA binding; structural constituent of chromatin; protein heterodimerization activity. The record is from RefSeq and is a predicted model, not a curated record. Gene Ontology annotation, biological process: nucleosome assembly. Gene Ontology annotation, cellular component: nucleosome. The coding region runs from base 73 to 384 and encodes 103 amino acids. The transcript has a single exon.